This is a messenger RNA of Medioppia subpectinata, 105 nucleotides long. NCBI's taxonomy places the organism in Eukaryota, Metazoa, Arthropoda, Arachnida, Sarcoptiformes, Oppiidae. The record is from the annotation of a GenBank genome assembly.
AUGGAGUACAGUAUGCCUACGAGUGGAUCCCAGUUCGCCACAAAGCGAUCGCCACUACAACCUAUGCCUAAGCCCACCAGCAAUAAGGAGGGGCCGCCAAAAGGC